This is a messenger RNA of Lycium ferocissimum, 2210 nucleotides long. Its product is annotated as protein HOTHEAD-like. Gene Ontology annotation, molecular function: flavin adenine dinucleotide binding; oxidoreductase activity, acting on CH-OH group of donors. The transcript has 7 exons. Lineage: Eukaryota; Viridiplantae; Streptophyta; Magnoliopsida; Solanales; Solanaceae. The coding region runs from base 6 to 1814 and encodes 602 amino acids. The record is from RefSeq and is a predicted model, not a curated record.
GCUCAAUGGCUUUGGUUGGUACAGCUUUGCCUGUGAUUUUGAAGCUCCUAAUUAUCUCCUUGCUACUUCUAUGCCUCAAUUUUAACUCUUCUCUCACUUUCACUCAAGCAAGCAAAUGGGAAUCAUGGGAAGAUAAAUACCCAUUCAUCAAACCAGCAAGCUCAUUCUCAUCAUCAUCAAAUAAUGCUUGGAGUAGUGACAACAACAAGGCUUAUUAUGACUACAUAAUAGUUGGAGGAGGCACAGCUGGCUGCCCUUUGGCAGCUACUUUGUCACGGAACUUCAGUGUGUUGUUGCUUGAAAGAGGAGGAGUCCCAUUUGCCAAUAUAAAUGUGUCAUUCAUGCAAAACUUCCAUAUCUCUUUGUCUGACACUUCACCAACUUCUGCUUCCCAAAUUUUUGUCUCAACUGAUGGAGUGUUUAAUGUAAGGGCGAAAGUCUUGGGUGGUGGCACUUGCGUCAAUGCCGGUUUCUACAGUCGUGCUAGCGAAAGCUAUAUCAAGAAAGCAGGUUGGGAUUCUAAACUGGUGAAUGAAUCAUAUCCCUGGAUUGAGAAGCAAAUUGUUCAUAGACCAAUCUUAGCACCAUGGCAAAGAGCAGUAAGGGACGGUCUUCUAGAAGUUGGUAUCUCACCUUUUAAUGGAUUCACGUACGAUCACGUAUAUGGAACCAAGUUUGGGGGAACCAUUUUCGACCGAUUUGGUCGUCGUAAAUCUGCAGCUGAACUACUCACCUCGUCCAACCCCGAGAAGCUUCAAGUUUUGGUGCACGCGACAGUUCAAAAGAUUGAGUUUGACACAUCAGGGAAGAAGCCAAGAGCAGUAGGAGUCAUCUUCAAGGACGAAAACGGGAACCAACACAAGGCAUUUCUUUCAAGCAGAAGGGGAAGUGAAAUUAUAGUGUCAUCUGGUGCAAUUGGAAGCCCUCAGAUUCUAUUGCUCAGUGGAAUAGGACCAAAGAGUGAGUUGGAAAAGUUGAACGUCUCGGUGGUGCUUGACAAUAAAUUCGUGGGUAAAGGCAUGUCGGAUAACCCCUUAAACACCAUCUUUGUUCCCACAAAUAGGCCUGUUGAGCAGUCACUGAUCCAGACUGUAGGAAUUACCAAGAUGGGAGUAUAUAUUGAAGCUAGUAGUGGAUAUGGACAAAAAGAAGACAGCAUUCAUUGCCAUCAUGGUAUCGCAUCAGCUGAGAUAGGGCAACUCUCCACCAUUCCUCCAAAGCAGAGAACACACGAAGCAAUUGAAGCGUACAAAAGAAACAAGAAAAAUGUUCCACAAGAAUUAUUCAGGGGAGGUUUCAUAUUAGAAAAGAUAGCAACCCCUUUAUCAACAGGGCAUAUUAGCCUGAAGAGCACCAAGAUUGAUGACGUUCCUUCCGUCACCUUCAACUACUUCAGCCAUCCACGCGAUCUGAAGAGAUGUGUGGAUGGCAUACGCAUUAUGGAGAAGAUUGUGAAAUCUAAACAUUUCACCAACUACACACAGUGCGAUAAGGAGACACUUGACAAGUUGCUAAACAUGAGUGUCCAAGCUAAUGUUAAUCUUAUACCGAAACAAACUAAUGACACAGAGUCACUUGAACAGUUCUGCAAAGACACUGUGAUCACAAUAUGGCACUACCACGGGGGUUGCCACGUAGGCAAAGUGGUAACCCCUGAUUACAAGGUUAUUAAUGUCCACAGGCUCCGUGUCAUUGAUGGUUCGACAUUCACUGAGUCGCCAGGCACCAAUCCUCAAGCCACAGUUAUGAUGAUGGGCAGGUACAUGGGAGUAAAGAUUUUAAAAGAAAGAUUAGGAAGAGCAGCUGGUUCGUAAAAGAGUCCUGUAGAUGGACUUCUUAGUUUCUUUUGAUGGGGGCAACUGAGUGGGAGUAGGUGGGCUUGAGUGUUUCUUGUUUUCACAUAAAUGUAAAUUUUGUCAUUUUAAUUCUUGGCAAGCAGUCAUGUGUAGUCUGUAGAGUUGGUCUCGCCAUAAAAAAAAAAGAUUAAUUAGGACAAAAAAACUUAUUCACACCUGGUGUUUACACCAAAAUAUAUAAGUUUAUCAUGGUUAAGUAGUAGAUCGAGGUGAUUAUGUAAGGCAAAUAACCAUGAUAGUGAUAAAAGUGCAUAUGUCAUUUGUUUAUUAAUUUUUUUUAAACAUGAGGUGUGAGUAAUUUCUUUAUGAUUAUUGUUAAAAGUGGAUAUGUCAUGUGCUUAUUAAUUUUUUUUU